Linum tenue is the source of this 1128-nucleotide messenger RNA. The record is from the annotation of a GenBank genome assembly. NCBI's taxonomy places the organism in Eukaryota, Viridiplantae, Streptophyta, Magnoliopsida, Malpighiales, Linaceae.
AUGAUCUCCAAGUCAGCAAAAUCAAAGAAAAAUCCAUCUGCGGAAGAUCCAAGAUUACCCAAUUUCAUAAGGGUCUCUUACAGAGACCUUCACAGAGUAACUGGUGGAUUCUCCUCAGAGUACUUAAUUGGCUCGGGCGGGUUUGGCAUGGUCUACAAAGGGAAGCUGGAUGAAAUCAACCCACCAGUAGCUGUUAAAGUGCUGAAGCUGGAAAACAGGGAUGCUUACAAGAGCUUGGCAACAGAACUAAAUGCAUUGAGAAGCAUUAGACAUCGGAAUCUUGUAGGGGUUAUGUCAUAUUGUUCCAGUUUGGACCACAAUGGUGAUGAAUUCAGAGCUCUAGUCUUCGAAUACAUGAAGAACGGAAAUUUGGAUAAGUGGCUGCACCCUAUGGACGGCUCCCCCAAACUGAGCCUUGUCCAAAGGCUUGACAUUGCAGUAGAUGUGGCAUCUGCCCUGCAUUAUCUUCACGACCUCUGUGAAACUCCAAUCGCUCACUGUGAUUUGAAGCCGAGUAAUGUGCUUCUCGACGAAGACAUGGUUGCCCAUUUGAGCGAUUUCGGCAUUUCCAGAAUUCUUUCAACCAAGGAUACAACGUUAUCUGGAACAAGCACCAUUGGUAUCAAAGGAACAGUUGGUUAUACUCCUCCAGAGUAUGGAAUGGGCAGUGCAGCAUCGAAAGAAGGUGAUGUGUACAGCUUCGGAAUUCUACUGCUGGAGUUGUUUUCUGGGAGAAGACCCACGGACCACUUGUUCGGGGAGAGUCCGAAUCUUCGAGACUUCAUGAUAGCAGGGCUGCCCGAUACGAUAUCCAGAGUAGUGGAUCCAGUGCUCUUCCUCGGUGGAGACAUGACUGAAGCAGUGGAGCAAGAUGGAGGCGACGAGAUCACAGAAGUGGUAGAACUGCAACACAGAGAGAGUAACUUUAAAGAGGCGACCUUAAUGAGGUCUAUUCAAUACCACGAUUGCAUAGUUUCACUUGUCGAGAUCGGAAUAGCUUGUUCUCUGGAAGCAGCGCCAGAACGGUUGAAGAUGGCGGAUGUUUCUCAGAGGCUAGAGUGCAUUAGGGAUGCUUUUGUCACAAAUAACAUUCGGCGUCGACCCAGAGAGCGGCAAGAGAGGUCGUAA